AUGCAGAGGACUGGAAGUGUCACCAGUUCUGCGUGGGAAUCAGGAGUUCGGUUUGAAAAGCGGGUUCGGUUUGCGAAAUCUGAGAGGCAUCAGCGCUUGUCCUGUCUUAUGAGCCCAAAUCAACAAAGAAGCCAACAAGUCGGGCCUUGGAACAGUAUCUCUAAGGAGCGCAGAUCAGAAAUUAGAUCGCCGGACUCAAGAUCCUGCCUACACUCUGGGGGCCCCAAAGCAUACAUUCCCUCCCACCAAGAACAGAGGAGCCUGCUAACCAAGACAGGACCUCACUUGCCACACUGUUCACCAGACCUGGAGGACACCUGGGUCGUAGGGGACAAGGAAGGCUUCACAGCCCAGGAGGACAUGAGUCAUGUCCCGAAAGAACCAGCAAGAGCCGUUCUGAGAAAGGACGUCAGAACAAGAGCCUGUGAGGAGACUGGGCGGGCAGGGGAGGCCGGGGCCACGCAAGGUUCCCCACGAGAGCUCCCCGAUCCCGGAGCAGACCAGCAUGGCGCCGAAAUUUCUCCAGAGCUCUGCUCUGCUCCGAGAGGAGAGGGUCCAAGCAGGUGGGAAGUCCCAGGCCUUCCAAUGACCUGCUGUCGCCCACGCCUGGGCGUGGCAGGCCACGAAGGUGGAGACAGGCCCCUGGCUGCUGGGCCGGAGAAGGAACUGCGGCAGAGGUCAGCCCCCUGCGCGCGGGAUGCCCCAAGUGAGGAGCUGCCUGCCUUGUGCACCGUCCCUGGAGGGAAGCCACCAUCAGACGCCCCUGGAGACCCAGCUGGGACAGGUACUGGGAGAGGGGACCAGCCGUCCAGCUCGGGGACUCUCCACAAAGGCACACCUCUGGCCCCACCUGGACCCCAGUCUCCUGGGGAAGGCUGUUCCUUCCUAGGGAAAGAGGCAAAGCCCGGGAAGAUGUCCUACUCUUCUGCCUCCAGUAAGAAAACACCCGGCGCGGGGGGUCCGGCCUCCACGCCACCUCCCAGCGGCACCCAGUCAGCCCGAGCCGCACACAACCCAGUGCCUUGUGGGUCAGGCCGGGGGCCCUGCCAUCUGGCCAACCUCCUCAGCACAUUGACUCAGAGCAGCCAAAGCACAGAACAGAAGAGGUCCCUGGAAGCGACCUGCCAAGUUCGGAAAAAGACCCGGACCCUGUACCGCUCCGACCAGCUGGAGGAGCUAGAAAGGAUCUUCCAAGAAGACCACUACCCAGACAGUGAUAAGCGCCGGGAGAUUGCCCAGACCGUGGGGGUCACCCCCCAACGCAUCAUGGUAAAGGGGGCUGGCCAACUGGCGUCAGGGUGGCGUGAAGCCACCACCUGGUGCCCUUGAAGGAGGAGCUCUCCCCCACAGGUGUGGUUCCAGAAUCGCCGGGCCAAGUGGCGGAAAGUGGAGAAGCUGGAGAAGGAGGACAAGGACACUCCUGCGGGCCCCGCCCCUGCUGUGGCCAGCACGCCGUGCAGCUCUGCACCUGAGCUGCCAGCCACUGUGCCCAUGGACCCAGAGCCUGGUGCCUUCCCUCAGGAGCCCCCUCUGGAUCCUCUUGCAGAGCCUCCCAUGCUGCUGACCUCUGAGCAGACUCUGGCCCCCACCCCACAGAGUGAGGGUACUCACAGGGUGGCAAUGACCCCGCCACUCUUCAGCCCUCCACCAGUUCGAAGAGUCAACCUUCCUUUCCCCCUUGGCCCUGUCCCAACCCCACAACUGAUGCCUCUGCUCCUGGAUGCUCCCAGCAGUGACGGCAGCCACAAAGAUGGCUCCUGGGGGACGAGCGUCACACCACCAUCCAGCUGCUCCUACUUGGAAGCCCUGGAGCCCCAGGAUUACCCCCAGAGUGCCCAGCCGGGGCCCUUCCCGUUCCCCCAGGCUCCACAGAGCCAGCUCUACCAACAGCCUCAGCCCCAGUUCCCCUACCUGCCCCCCUUCCCCUUCCCUGUGCCCCACCCCCUGCAGCCUUUGCUGCAAGAUGACCCCCUCUUCCCAUCGCCCUACGGUCCCUGCGCGGGGACAUCACAGGGUUACUUCCUGGGACCGCCACCGCCAUCAGAGCAGACGGUGCUGCAGCCACCGGCUGGGAACGCAGGUACGGUCCCCUGGAAUGACCCUUGCUUGCCAGAACUGCCUUUCCCUGGCCCCUUCUGUCCGCAAGCCCUGGGCCAGCCCCCGGGAGGCGAUGGCUACUUCCCGGAUCUGCCUCCAGCACCCUAUGCUCAGGCCCUGAGCAGGCAGCCUUCUCCAGACGUCACCCGGCUGCCCAUGGGGGCCAGACCGGAAACAGGGUCCCUCCUGGGCAAGGCCCAAGGGGAGCAGCCUGUGCCCUGCAUGGAGGGGCCCUCCGCAGCAGAAGAGCUGGGAGCAGAAGAGAAGACGGGCCGUGGCCCCUAG
Molecule: messenger RNA, 2382 nt
Organism: Suricata suricatta (meerkat)
Lineage: Eukaryota; Metazoa; Chordata; Mammalia; Carnivora; Herpestidae
Gene: NOBOX
Product: NOBOX oogenesis homeobox
Exons: 12
Biological process (GO): regulation of transcription by RNA polymerase II
Molecular function (GO): RNA polymerase II cis-regulatory region sequence-specific DNA binding; DNA-binding transcription factor activity, RNA polymerase II-specific
Source: RefSeq, a predicted model, not a curated record